Vanessa atalanta (red admiral) is the source of this 574-nucleotide messenger RNA. RefSeq lists its product as uncharacterized. Bases 1 to 381 code for a protein of 126 amino acids. The record is from RefSeq and is a predicted model, not a curated record. The transcript has a single exon. Lineage: Eukaryota; Metazoa; Arthropoda; Insecta; Lepidoptera; Nymphalidae.
AUGUAUCCUGGAAUAGAACAUUUUAAUUCAAACAUAAAGUGGAAAUUCGAUGAAUCACCUUGUACGGAAGAUGAUGAUAUGCCAAAUUUAGAGCAUAAUUUGGAUAGAAUACGUAGUUUGAGUGAAGAGAAGAGUUUCAAUGCUUAUGGUAUUAAAGAACAUGAUAACUUAUUGGAAGUGGAAGUGAAUGAUGUGAUUCAAGACGAUUCAGAUGAUUUCAAAGACUUUAACGGUAGUGGUCGUGAAUGUUUCGAUGAAAAAAGUGAUUAUGGAAUUACUCAUAAAUUUUCCAGAAAUUCUUCACUCUCCAAUAGAGAACUUGAUGUAAUUAAGGAGAGUUCCAGAAGUUCUAGUGAUACUGAAGUAACAUUGACACGAUGAUUACCGAAAGUGACUUUUCAUAAAGCAGUGAAUAUUGUGCACUUAGAGACUGUUCCGAAGAGGAAAACUAAAACAAAUGUGUAUUUUGUAAAGUAGUAUGUUCUGUAAGUAGAAGUGUCAUAGAUUUUUUUAAUGAUGUAAGUAUUUUUUAAGUAUGUGGACCAGUAGAAUCAGGUCUAUAUUUUGUAAAAUA